Perkinsus marinus ATCC 50983 is the source of this 1473-nucleotide messenger RNA. RefSeq names its product Osmotic growth protein, putative. Lineage: Eukaryota; Perkinsozoa; Perkinsida; Perkinsidae. The coding region runs from base 1 to 1473 and encodes 490 amino acids. Gene Ontology annotation, molecular function: oxidoreductase activity; FMN binding. The record is from RefSeq and is a predicted model, not a curated record. The transcript has 2 exons.
AUGGAACACGUUAUCGUCGUUGGUGGAGGCCUCGCCGGCCUCUCAGCUGCUCACACUGUCCUAGAGCGUGGUGGACGUGUUAUACUCGUUGACAAGAUGUCAUUUUGUGGUGGUAACUCCACGAAGGCCACUUCCGGUAUCAAUGGGGCCUUGACCGCCACCCAGAGGAAGCAAGGCAUUCCUGACAGCCCGGAACUCUUCGAGAAGGAUUCCCUUAGAGGCGGCGCGGAACGGCCUGAUCUCAUCAAGGUUUUGACCCACGAGAGCGCUGAUGGCGUCGACUGGCUCAUCGACAGAUUUGGCCUUGACUUGUCAUUGCUAUCAAGACUCGGCGGCCACUCUAUGGAGCGUACCCAUCGUGGGAAGGCUCGUUUCCCUGGUAUGACCAUUACUUAUGCUCUUAUGGAGAAGCUGGAGGAAAUCUGCGAGAAAGAACCGAAUCGCGCUAAGAUGAUCCUGAAGGCCAAGGUUGAUAAGCUGCUGACUGAUACCUCUGGUGAAGUGAUUGGUUGUGAGUACGUGAAAGAUGGCAAGCCCCAGCAGCUGUUCGGAGCCGUCGUAUUGGCUACUGGUGGCUUUGGCGCUGACUUCACUGAGGGUUCUCUCUUGAAGCAACAUAGACCAGACCUUGCCCAUCUGCCGACUACUAAUGGGGAGCAUACUACUGGUGAUGGUAUCAAGAUGGCUCAAGCUAUUGGAGGUCAAACAGUUGAUCUUGAAUGGGUUCAGGUGCAUCCAACAGGUUUAGUCCAUCCUGACGAGCCGGAUAAUAAGGUGAAGUUCUUGGCAGCAGAGGCACUCCGUGGUGUUGGUGGUCUCCUCGUUGAUGCUGAUGGUAGACGUUUCUGCAACGAGCUAGGCCGCAGGGACUAUGUCACCGGUGAGAUGUGGAAGAACAAAGGGCCAUUCCGUCUUCUGCUGAACUCCAAAGCUUCGAAGGAGAUCGAGUGGCACUGCAAGCAUUACAAAGGCAGAGGUCUUAUGAAAUUCUACAAGUCGGGCCGCGAUCUUUGUGCCGACACUGGUAUCGAUCCCAAGGUGCUGGAGGACAGUUUCAGGGUUAAUAACGAAUGUGCAGUGAAAAUGGCGCAGGAUCCUGAGGGUGGCAGCUACCCAGCUUAUCCUAGCGGUAAGAGCUACGAUAAAUGGGGUAAGAAGUUCUAUCACAAUACCCCUACUGAUAUCGACGACUCUUUCCACGUCGCCAUCGUGACGCCUGUUAUCCACUAUUGUAUGGGCGGCUUGAAGGUCGACACUGAUGCCCGCGUCCUCAGACAGGACAAGCCUAUCGAGGGCCUCUUCGGAGCUGGUGAGGUCAAUGGUGGCAUCCACGGCAAGAACCGUCUUGGUGGCAGUUCCCUGCUGGACUGUGUAGUCUUCGGUCGCGUGGCAGGUAGAUCGGCUAGUCGCCACAUGCAAGCGUUGAAUGUUAGAGUGAUCGCUGAUAAGGGCCUAGCUAGAUCCAAGUUGUAA